CUCGUGUAUUUCGUUUCACAGUCGUGACACGUAUUUUGAUCAAAUACUUCCAUCUCUUAAUAAAUGUCAUAGUCAAAAUUUAAACAUUUUUGAGCUUUAGCGAAAUUAAAUUUUGUCCUUUUUGUCGCUGCACAGAUUCCGUCCUUCCUGGUGUGGGUGUGGACAGUUACACAGAUGACUACACACAUAAUGGACGGCGAGCUACAGUAGGCUACUUCUUAGAACUCAGAAAAAGAAAGUUAAAAUCUGGAUAUUGUUUCAUAUUCCUUUCCUGGCUGCAAAGUGUAGCUGGGAUGCUGUGUGAGAAUGGGAAAUCUUUUUGGAAAAAAGAAACAGACGCGAGUGACAGAACACGACAAGGCGAUUCUGCAACUGAAACAGCAACGAGAUAAACUGCGGCAGUAUCAGAAGAGGCUCAACCUGCACCUGGACAAGGAGAGGCUUUUAGCCAAACAGCUGCUAAAAGAGGGCAAAAAAGACAAAGCCCUCCUCUUGCUAAAAAAGAAGCGCUACCAGGACCAACUUCUAGACAAGACAGAGAACCAGAUCAGUAACCUGGAGCGCAUGGUUCAAGACCUGGAGUUUGCCCAGAUUGAAAGGAAAGUCAUUGAUGGAUUGAAAGUUGGAAAUGAAUGUCUGAAAAAAAUGCACGAGGUGAUGUCUGUUGAAGAAGUGGAGCGGAUUAUGGAUGAAACCCAAGAUGCCAUUGAGUACCAAAGGCAAAUAGAUGAGAUGCUGACUGGCUCUUUAUCACAAGAAGAUGAAGACGCCGUCCUGGCUGAGCUGGAGGCCAUAACUCAGGCAGACGUUGAGCUUCCUGAGGUUCCUUCAGACGAGCUGCCAGAAGCCCCGGAGGCCAGAAAGGAGAAGCCAGAGAGGGAACGUGAACGUCCCAGAAAGAAAGCUGAGCGCGAGGUUCUCGCUGUGUAGGAACCUGCCUGAACUCCCUCCACUGACCUGCCGUCCGCUGCAACUUCUGUGCAACAUUCAAGUCCUACAUGAACCUACAACCACGCAAACACUUUGCUGGAGAACCCAGCCUAUGAUAAAAGGGUGACCAUCCAGCUGCUCUUUGUCCUCGUCAGCUUCAGGCCGACACGAGGCCGCACGGGGCUGGUUCAAGGCAGCAACCUCGGGAAAUGAUUUGAACCAUGAAGAUAUGAUAUCAGAGAAUUGUGCCUAAUUCUUUGUUUGAUUAGCACAUGUAUGUGUUACUGUCAGUCAUCUUCCUCACCUCCACUGACAUCUUGUGAUCUGUAAAGGGUCAGUCUAUUCAAAUUACAGACAUGUUUACCCACAUGCAUCCAGUUCUGUCAUGUGGUUCAGUUUUGUAGAUCCGUCUCUGCCUCCACCUCAGUACAGUGCCGGAGGGCAGUGGAAUUUCAUCGGUGCUGCUCACAUAACUGAAACGUGGCAUUAGGAGAAACUCGGCAACAGCAUGUUUCCAGGAAGCAGUGUCUCUGUUACCCCCCGUAAUCUACAACUAUAAUGAAAUAGCCUUUUCUGUCGGCUCAGUAUAUCAUGUGUUCUCCUGUGAGCAACACUCAGAAAGCACCACAGAGAAUUUUAUAUUUUUUAGUUUCUUAAUGUGAACAGUGUUCACUCUGUCUGCCGAGAUGGAGAAUGUUCCUUGUGGCAUGUUGCUCCUUUUUUUAAAAACUAUUGGCAAUGAAGUUUUAAAUACUGACAUUAUAUUUAAGUGCAGAAAAAACCAACAGUGUGGUGUCAAACAGCACUAGGUUUGAGUGAUAGAAAUGCUUUUCCUCUCAUUUGAGUGAACUGACCCUUUAAACCAGGAUGGUUGAUGCUCUGUGAAGUCUCACAGGACGGGCUGUGGUGCAGUUGCCCAGCUGACAAGUCUUGUGACCCAGUCUCCCAAGUUUCUGUGAAGCACCAAAACAUUUGCAUGUUUCACACAUUCUCCCAGUCUGACCUCUGUCCAAGCAGCUUCACUAAUCUCACUGUGUGCUCCCCUUGUGGAUUAGCUCAGCGUCACUGGAGAAGGGCUAAUCUCACGCUCUGAAGCCCAGACAACAGUUGUUAAUCUCUUCAAGGUAACAACUUGACAGAACCAGGAUCUUUACCCAGCAAGUGUUAUUGUAAUGAUUUUACUGUGCAUAUCAUGCUCAGACUUGCUUGUUUGUAUGGAUGUGUGUUAAACUGCAUUAAGAAUGGUGGCCUAUAUUCAUAUUAGUUUGUGUAUGUUUUACGAAUCAUGGAAUUAAUCUCUAAAUCAGUUAAUCUCGUAGACAGAAACACUGAUGACCCAUAAUGUUGGGCUGCAGACGUCCUCCCGUCAGCAUCAGACUGGUCUGUACCUGCACAUUCUUUUUACAAUAAAUGUUUUUUUAUUGUCACAGGC
Messenger RNA from Monopterus albus (swamp eel), 2362 nucleotides. RefSeq names its product charged multivesicular body protein 6b (gene chmp6b). Gene Ontology annotation, cellular component: multivesicular body; ESCRT III complex. Gene Ontology annotation, biological process: vesicle budding from membrane; late endosome to vacuole transport via multivesicular body sorting pathway. NCBI's taxonomy places the organism in Eukaryota, Metazoa, Chordata, Actinopteri, Synbranchiformes, Synbranchidae. The coding region runs from base 307 to 930 and encodes 207 amino acids. The record is from RefSeq and is a predicted model, not a curated record. The transcript is spliced from 8 exons.